This is a messenger RNA of Tauraco erythrolophus (red-crested turaco), 3387 nucleotides long. The record is from RefSeq and is a predicted model, not a curated record. NCBI's taxonomy places the organism in Eukaryota, Metazoa, Chordata, Aves, Musophagiformes, Musophagidae.
AUGGAGAAGAGAUUGGAGGCCAAGUUCAGCAUUAGCACCCGAUUUCUGUCACGAUACUGCCUGGGAAAACCUGCAAGGGAGCUGAGAAGCCUGCAGCUGUUCUACCUGUGCGCUUGCCUGUGUGCCUUGUGCUCCUCAGCAGAUGCAAACUGGAACAGAUCUAAAUGCGAGCCAAGGAGGAUCCUGUUUGGUGGCCGUUUGAGAUCGUGGGAAGAUCACCAUUUACAGCUUCUGGAAGGAUUUCAUACUGUAAGGUCCUGUCAGACUGCCUGCUGCCAGAGCCCCACCUGUGAUGCCUUUUGGUUCUUGGAAAAUAUGUGCAUCCAGGUGAAUUGCACUAUGCCUGGCAUGUGUCGGGCAAACAGGACUGGCUCUUCUGACUCUGUUUUGGUGUUUUUAAAGAAAUCAAAAAGCACUGAGCACUUCUCCAAGUUUCAGACGGAACAUGAUGUGAAGACCUGGUUUCACAAGUGGUUGGACUGGGACAUCCCUGUCCAGGGGAAAAAAAGACUGCGGAGGUCGUUCCGGAAGAGGAGCUUGGCAGGUAACAGGAUGGAAAUCCUGAAAAGGAAUGUAGCAGUGAGCCCUGGCGGUGAGGCUGCAGCCAGAGCAUCAGGCAGCAAGUCGAGAAGCCGCCGAAGUGCAGUGGAGCACUCGAAGGACCGAGUGGCAGACAAGCCUGUCCCUGACGACCGUCCAAACCAAAAGAAAGACUCGCUGAAACAGGGACAGAAUCCAAGAGAGCAGAAAACCAAACCCCUGCUGCCUCCUGAAAGCAAUAACGUGACUAGAUGGAGUGAUGCACACAGCGGUGGUUUGCCACAGAUCCACACAGGAACGUCUGCACCAGAACCAUCAGUGCUGGCUACUUUCUUCAGCCCUGUAGCACAGGGCUUGACAGCCACAGGAAAGAUGGAGAAGCCUGGGCAGCCGGAGAAGCCUGGGCAGCCAGAGAAGCCUGGGCAGCCAGACGAUGCUUCGGUCCAUUCUCACUCCUCAGAUGUGCUGCCCACAGUCAGUCCCGUGCCACGGAAGAGCACAGCGAAGCUGCAGACAGCUACGCCUGUGCCAAGUGGAGUUCCCACGAAUGGCAGUGCUUCGACAGUCCGGACCAGCACUGCUGUGUCACCGAGUACUGCUGCCACCACACCAGUUAUGAAGGAGCUGGUGGUUUCUGCUGGAGACAGCGUGGAAGUGACCCUGCCAAAGAACGAAGUGCAGCUGAAUGCAUUUGUUCUUCCCGAGCCACCACCUCGAACCACUUAUUCCUACGAGUGGGAACUGAUUACUCAUCCAAAAGACUACAGUGGAGAAAUGGAAGGGAAGCACUCCCAGACCCUUAAGUUAUCUAAGCUUACUGUCGGUCUGUAUGAAUUCAAAGUCGUCGUUGAUGGGGAAAACGCCCGCGGAGAGGGUUACGUGAAUGUGACAGUGAAUCCAAAGCCUCGGGUGAAUCAGCCUCCUGUUGCCAUCGUGUCCCCACAGUUCCAGGAGAUUUCACUGCCAACCAUUUCAACUGUCAUUGAUGGCAGCCAAAGCACUGAUGAUGAUAAAAUUGUCAGCUAUCACUGGGAGGAGCUGAAGGGCCCCUUGCGGGAGGAAAAGGUUUCUAGUGAUACUGCCGUAUUGAAGCUGACCAACCUGGUACCCGGGAACUACACCUUCAGUCUAACAGUAGUGGACUCAGAUGGUGCCAGCAACUCCACCACUGCGAACUUGACUGUGAACAAAGCGGUGGAUUAUCCUCCAGUGGCAAACGCAGGCCCGAACCAAGUGAUCACCCUGCCUCAGAACUCCAUCACCCUCUAUGGGAAUCAGAGCACCGAUGAUCACAGCAUCGUCAGCUACGAGUGGCUGCUCAGCCCUAACAGCAAAGGGAAGGUGAUGGAGAUGCAGGGAGUGAGGACACCGGUCUUACAGCUCUCUGCAAUGCAAGAAGGUGAUUACACUUACCAGCUCAUAGUGACUGAUUCUGCUGGGCACCAGUCCACUGCAGAGGUCACUGUGAUAGUCCAGCCAGAGAACAAUAAGCCCCCAAAGGCGGAUGCUGGUCCAGAUAAAGAAUUAACUCUUCCUGUGGACAGCACCACUCUAGAUGGCAGCAAGAGCUCAGAUGACCAGAAGAUUGUCUCCUUUCUUUGGGAGCAAACACGGGGCCCAGAUGGUGUCAAACUGGAUAAUGCCAACAGUAGCAUUGCCACUGUAACAGGCCUUCAAGUUGGGACGUACGAGUUUACUCUGACAGUUAAAGAUGAGAGGAACUUGCAGAGCCAAAGCUCGGUCAACGUCAUUGUCAAAGAAGAGAUAAACAAGCCACCAGUUGCAAAGAUUGCUGGUAACGUUGUCAUCACCUUGCCCACAAAUACAGCUGAGUUGGAUGGAUCGAAGUCCUCUGAUGAUAAGGGAAUUGUCAGCUACUUGUGGACCCGGGAUGAGGGGAGCCCUGCAGCUGGGGAAGUCUUAAAUAAUUCAGACCAUCAUCCUGUCCUCGUCCUGUCCAAUCUGGUAGAAGGGACCUACACAUUCCACCUCAAAGUAACAGACGCCAAAGGAGAAAGUGAUGUGGAGAGGACCACAGUGGAAGUCAAACCUGAUCCUAGGAAAAAUAACCUUGUGGAGAUAAUUCUGGAUGUUAACGUCAGCCAGCUGACUGAGAGGCAGAAGGGUAUGUUCAUCCGACAGAUCGGCGUUCUGCUGGGGGUCCUCGACUCCGACAUCACUGUGCAAAAGAUCCAGCCGUACACUGAGCAAAGCACGAAGAUGGUGUUUUUUGUACAGAGCCAGCCUCCCCAUCAGAUAUUCAAAGGACGAGAGGUAGCCUGGACGCUAAAGAACGAACUACGGAAACAACAGUCAGACUUCCUCAUCUUCCGGGCGCUGGAAAUUAACACAGUCACGUGUCAGCUGAACUGCUCCGAGCACGGCCGCUGCGACUCCUUCACCAAGCGUUGCGUCUGUGACCCUUUCUGGAUGGAGAACUUCGUCAGGGUGCAGAUGGGGGACGGCGAAAGCAACUGUGAGUGGAGUGUGCUGUACGUGAUCAUUGCAUCUUUCGUCAUUGUGGUUGCCUUUGGAAUCUUAUCCUGGAUGGUGAUCUGCUGUUGCAAGAGACGAAAAGGAAAAUCCAAAAGAAAAAGCAAAUACAAGAUUUUGGAUGCAACGGAUCAAGAAAGCCUGGAGUUAAAACCAAAUCCCAAAGCAGGUAGACAGAAAGCCCAGGUCCUCAACACUAGCCUGAUGCACUCGGAGUCUGAACUGGACAGCGAUGAAGCCAUCUUCACGUGGCCUGACCGUGAGAAAGGGAAGCUGCUGCGGAGCCAGAACGGCUCCCUGCGCAAUGGACAAGUGACGCUCAAAGCCAAGAACCAGAGGGAGGAAAUCCUAUAG